Molecule: messenger RNA, 999 nt
Organism: Oncorhynchus tshawytscha (Chinook salmon)
Lineage: Eukaryota; Metazoa; Chordata; Actinopteri; Salmoniformes; Salmonidae
Product: CMP-N-acetylneuraminate-beta-galactosamide-alpha-2,3-sialyltransferase 1-like
Exons: 6
Coding region: 1-999 (332 amino acids)
Molecular function (GO): beta-galactoside (CMP) alpha-2,3-sialyltransferase activity
Source: RefSeq, a predicted model, not a curated record
AUGAUUAUCUUCAGGCAUAGAAAAGGCUGUCUUAUCACUGUUCUACUCUGCCUCACUAUCUUUGUGUUACAUACUGGACACACUGGGCAGCUAUUCUCCAAGUCACUUGUUGAUUUGGCAAAAAUUGCCCUUCGGCUGCUGGGCGGGAAAAUCUUUCAAAGUCAUUGUGCAUGUAUCAAAUGUAUGACUCAGCCGGAUGAUGACCUCUGGUUUCAGAAGCGCUUCAUCAGGUCUUUCAAACCAUUUCUGACCAGAGAGAACAAGAAACUUAAUGAAGAUACCAGAGCAUGGUGGCGGAAAUUGCAGGAUGACCGUAGCACAGCCACCUUCAGAGAGGUGGUGGAGCACUUGUUCCAGGUCAUCCCUGAUGACAACCUCUACAUGGACGCAGGCCCUGAGCGCUGUAGGACCUGUGCUGUGGUGGGGAACUCUGGGAACCUCAAGGGCUCCCACUACGGAGCCCUCAUAGACUCCAAUGAUGUCAUCAUAAGAAUGAACAUGGCUCCUACCUUUAGCUAUGAGGAGGAUGUAGGAAGCCGGACCACACAUCAAGUCAUGUACCCAGAGAGUGCUAUAGAUCUGGACAACACCACCAGGUUCCUGCUGAUCCCUUUCAAGACUCUGGACCUUCAGUGGCUACCCGGCGCCAUCACCAAUGGAUCUAACAUCACUUACUCAUAUUUACCUCUUAGACCAAAGAUAAAGGCCAACAAAGACUUGGUCUUGGUUCUUAAUCCUGCAUUUAUGAAAUAUGUUCAUCAAGUCUGGCUUGACUAUCAAGGCAAAUACCCCUCUACUGGAUUCAUGGCUUUAAUAUUAGCCAUACACAUUUGUGACGAGGUGAAUGUGUAUGGAUUUGGUAAAGACAAAGAUGGCCACUGGCACCACUACUGGGAAGCACUAACCAAUAAAUGGCUCAAAACUGGAAUACAUGAUGGAAACUAUGAGUACAACGUUGUCAUGAAGCUCUCGGAAAAAUUCAAACUACAGAUAUAUUAA